GACUUUAAUACAUAUGCCUACUAUCGAACCCAUGUCUACUUAAACAAUUCUAAUUCUACUUCGGUUUUCAAUUUUAUCCAACGCUUUAUUACAAAUGAAGGUAAAACGCAUACUGCUUUGUUAAAUAGUCAUCGAGUUGCAGUCAAAAUAACUCUUGAAUUUUCAUUUAUGUUUUAUGGAUAUCCUACUCAUGAAAUAUCACUAGCUACAGGAGGUUUUCUAUAUAUGGGCAAUAUUCAUCAUAAUCAUUUAACUUACUCUCAAUAUAUUGCGCCUUUAAUGGCUGAUUUUGACGUCUCGAAACAGCCAGGAAUUUCAAUGAUUAAAUAUGUGACUAACCCAAAUGUAUUUAUUUCUCAAUGGAACAACGUCAUUCUAAAGCACUGUUCUAAAAGUGAGUCCACUUUUGCUUUUAUCUACCGAUGGAUUAUUCAGUUGGGGAAGGAGCCCAGUUCUCAGAAGGACGUUGUUGUGGGCAUUUCGGAUGCAUAUCUUUAUAAUUUUAAAGGUAAAGGUAUACAUUUCAAAAAUUUUAUUUUUUUUGCAAAUGCAGGAAUAUAUUGCUUAGUGUAA
Messenger RNA from Rodentolepis nana, 573 nucleotides. The record is from the annotation of a GenBank genome assembly. NCBI's taxonomy places the organism in Eukaryota, Metazoa, Platyhelminthes, Cestoda, Cyclophyllidea, Hymenolepididae.